GCACUCAUUGGCUGCUCCGUCCCGCGCGGGCUCCCAUUGGCCGGAGCCGCGGCAUGGGCGGGGCCAGCGUAGCCCAGGAAGCGGCGGCGGCCCCGCGGAGGCUUUUCCUGCCCGCGGCCCCGGAGCGGAGCGGGCCGGGCGGACCCGCGGGCCGCGCUGCAGCUGGACAUGACGACCCUCACGCACCGGGGCCGGCGGGUGGAGGGCAGGAGCUCGGACAAGAAGCCGGACGGGGAGGAGGACGCUGCUGCGGACAGGGAGCUGAACGAGGACGAUCCCGAUGACUCCAAAGACAUCCGCCUCACGCUCAUGGAGGAGGUGCUGCUCCUGGGGCUGAAGGACAAGGAGGGCUACACCUCCUUCUGGAAUGACUGCAUCUCCUCGGGGCUGCGGGGCGGGAUCCUCAUCGAGCUGGCUCUGCGCGGCCGCAUCCGCCUGGAGCCGCUGUCCCUGCGCAAGAAGAGGCUGCUGGAGAGGAAGGUGCUGCUGAAGUCGGACGCUCCCACCGGGGAUGUGCUGCUGGACGAGACCCUGCGGCACAUCAAGGCCACGGAGACGGCAGAGACGGUUCAGACCUGGAUUGAGCUGCUCACUGGAGAGACCUGGAACCCCUUCAAGCUGCAGUACCAGCUGCGCAACGUGCGGGAGCGCCUGGCCAAGGCGCUGGUGGAGAAGGGAAUCCUGACCACGGAGAAGCAGAACUUCCUUCUCUUCGACAUGACCACGCACCCCGUCAGCAACGCCUCCGAGAAGCAGCGCCUGGUGAAGAGGCUCCAGGAGAGCGUCCUGGAGCGCUGGGUCAACGAUCCCCAGCGCAUGGAGCGCAGGACUCUGGCUCUGCUGGUGCUGGCCCACGCCUCAGACGUGCUGGAGAACGUUUUCGCCAGCCUGGCCGACGACAAGUACGACGUGGCCAUGAACAGGACCAAGGACCUGCUGGAUAUGGACCCUGAGGUGGAAGCUGCCAAAGCCAGGGGCACGGAGAUGAUCUGGGCCGUCCUGGCAGCCUUCAAUAAGUCCUAAAACCCCUCUCACGCGGUGUGGGGGAGACCCUUGAUUCGAGGCAGGGGUCUCCCCAGAGGGACGUGGAGUUCCUGGGGCAGUGGGUGGGCUCAGCCUGGGGAGGGACCAGGGGAUUUUGCUUUCCCCUCCCCAGGCAAGGGUGGGAGGUGAGAGCCCCCCACCACCCCAGCCCCGUGCCUCCAGGGGGAGGUGGCUGUAGCUCUUCACUCCUUGCCCUUGGGAAUUUCCUUCUGAGGCCAGUGCAGAGCUGGGGGUGGCAGAGCCCCGGCUUGGAGGCCGCUCCGAGAGGCCAAACCCCGGCACAGAUGGGAUUGGGACACGCUCCUGGGUGCCUCUCCCACAGCCUGGGAGCUGUUUGGGCAGUGUGAGUUCCUCUGAGGAGCUCACACCCUCCUGGGUCGGGGUUUGGGGGUGUUGGGCUGCCAGGACCACCCCCAUCCCUGGCUGGCACGGGGCACCCAAAGCUCCCCUGCGUGUCUCCAUGGAGGAGCAGCUCUGCAAAGACCCCCGGGCUGUGCCCCCAUGGCUCAGCUGCUCUUUCUAGUAAGAAAAAAAGUUAAACUGUGAUUAUUUUUGUUCAAAACCCCCUUCUUUCCUCCCCCACUUUAUUCUCCUGUAGUUCACUUAAACGUAUUUCUCUGCA
Molecule: messenger RNA, 1666 nt
Organism: Prinia subflava (tawny-flanked prinia)
Lineage: Eukaryota; Metazoa; Chordata; Aves; Passeriformes; Cisticolidae
Gene: GOLPH3L
Product: golgi phosphoprotein 3 like
Exons: 5
Coding region: 169-1023 (284 amino acids)
Biological process (GO): Golgi to plasma membrane protein transport; Golgi organization; retrograde vesicle-mediated transport, Golgi to endoplasmic reticulum
Cellular component (GO): Golgi cisterna; cytosol; trans-Golgi network
Molecular function (GO): phosphatidylinositol-4-phosphate binding
Source: RefSeq, a predicted model, not a curated record